Planococcus citri (citrus mealybug) is the source of this 4000-nucleotide messenger RNA. RefSeq lists its product as uncharacterized. The record is from RefSeq and is a predicted model, not a curated record. Lineage: Eukaryota; Metazoa; Arthropoda; Insecta; Hemiptera; Pseudococcidae. The transcript is spliced from 4 exons. Bases 301 to 2553 code for a protein of 750 amino acids.
CAAAAAAUAAUAGAAAAUGUGCUGAUUAGAGGUCAAGUAGUAGUGGUAAUUGCGUUUUUAUUCGACAUCCCAUAAAUCCGCGAGAUCCUCGAGUAGUCUACAGAUAACCGCGACCAACCGAAGUACUCGUGCCAACAGAGAAUGAAUCGAAAUACGCGCAUUUCCUGUGAUUUUUGAAGUGGUAAUCGCGACUAUCAUGUGAUCCAAUUCACGUUAUUUCGCUCGCGUACAUUCAUUAAAUUGUGUAUUGUGAAGUGUUUAGUUCGAUCGACGUACAAGAUUGGUUUCCAAAUCAGUUACAUGGAUGCUGAACGUAUGGCUGAAAGCGAUAUUAUGCUCUCGUCGAUGGACGAAGAGCUGAUAACAGAUAUAAAACGUCCAUCUCUUAUCAGUAUAACAUCCGAAGACUCGCACGCCGGAUCCGACGAAGAAAGAAAUAUACCCAGCGAUUACGGUCCCAUCAACUACAACAUCGUCGGAUCUACCCCUAUAAAAGAAUCCAUCGAAGAAUACGAUUUCAAAAUGCCAGCUUUCCCAUCACUCAGAGAUGGUAAACGGUUCUCUCUCACGCCUCAAGAUAAUCCUCCAUCAUGCGUGUACUCGAUAAACAAAUCCAACUCUUUGCACGACGUAUCAUCUAUCGUAUCAUUCUCACCUCUACGUCGAGACUCGUCAUCGUGUAUGUAUUCGACGGAAACGUUGCAGAGUACCUCGAUAGCUACCACGAAGUCUAAAGAUUCGGGCUUCCAAAGAUCCACCAGCUGUAGUAGUCUAACUACCAACGCUUCGAAGAAAUACGAUCACGUACAGAGUAAAGUUAAACAAUACAUUCAUACGAUCAAACAAACCGAAGCUUUACGUAAAAUGCAAAAACGUUUAGAAAGACAAUCGCUGGAAAGCAUGGAAACUCUAAGUUCGCCCGAAGCUAGUCCUACAACCGAGACCUUACCAGUCUCCAAAAAAGACUUACUCAAUAAAGUAAAAGAACUAGAAGAAGAAAUCAAAGAAAAAGAUUGCGUCAUCGAACAACUAGAAAAAAACCAUUCCGAACUAAGACUCAAAUACGCCGCAGCCGAAACACGUAUCGAUGAUUUGCGAAUACGAGUUUGCCAAAACGAAGACCCAAUCACGAGCUACAUAAGCGACGAAAAAGUCGCCGAAUUACUCUCCGGUAGUGUGAAAAACCCAAACCACGUUACCAAAUCCAUCACCAACCCGAGUAUCAAAAAAGAACCGGAGUUUACCUCGUACGAAGCAGCUUUCGCCAGACCCUUCAACGUACGCCAAUUACAGCCGAUUAAGAAAUUCAACAGUUCGUCAAUCCGAUUAAAUGAAACUUAUCCGGUGCUAAAAUCGAGUAUUCCUAAAUCAUCGUCGUGCAAAUAUGUCAAAGAAUCUAACUACGAGUUAUCAAAGUCAGCCUCGAGUUUAGACAAAGCUUGCGCCGGAUUCGCCGAAAACGACGUACUCAAUUAUUCACGCGCUAAGGUCCAACAAUGGCAGAGAUCAUUGGUGAACUUGAACCAUCCAAACGAAGACCAUGGUAUGGAAGUAUGUUACGGGUCAGUUCCAUCGGCAUCUCCGGCCAACCUCGCCUGUUACGAGAAUAUCCACCGAAGCCGAUGCUGCAUCCACGACCAAGAUGCAGACUCCAUCAUAGUCCCAGCCGAUAAAGAGAAAUGCGCCAUGGGCAACAGCAACAGCACAAAUCGACGAUACCUUAAGAAUAAAGACGCUGACAAAAAGUGCUACAGGAAAUCAUACCCUGUUGGAUGUAAAUGCGAAAAAUACAUUAAAAAAGUCAAAGAAGAGAAGAAAACCGUGCUUCGAGCACCGAAAAAGAAACUCUUCAGAUCGGUUUCGUUCGCCAACAGCUACGACAACGAGUCAAUCACCAGCAGUAUGUACGAAGAGGAAGAAGACAGCUCGUCAGAUUCGUCCACAGCUCUACCGGUCUUUGUAUCGAAACACGAAAGCUACAAAGAUUACAAACAGCGUAAACUGCUAGAGAAAUACGAACGUCGGAAAACGCCACCUAAGUGGAACGAGAUCAAAAAAGCCAAGUCAGCGACUAGUCUGCAUCGUGAUCAGAAACCCAGCCGGAAUAAAAGAUUGAUCGAGAAUGUGUCCACCAGUUACGAGCAUUCGUGCGCCGAACGUAAACAUUGUGGGAGUAAAUCGCACAAGAAUAAGUAUCGCAAGCUCGACGAUUGCAGCAAGGUCGCUGCGACUGGAUGUGGCUCUAGUCAGCUUAUGAGGUGUCGCAGCAGUACCGGUUACGGGGUGUAUCCUGAAGAGUCGCAGGCUAGCUUGCAACAUUCCAAAUCGUUCGAUGUGUGUGGCCAAAGGACGUACGAUGAGGAUACGGAGGCUUCGAAUCAUCGAUACAAUAAACUAGAAUGCUCGUGCUUGACGGCAUUGGAAAAGCUCAAAAUACAAGAACACAAUACAUUGGCCAAAUUCGCCGAACAUAUGAAGAAACAUUCACGCUCUAAGCCUCAAGACAAUAGCGUGCAGUUGGCUGCCUACAAAAGAUACUCGUUAAACAAAUAAUUUAUUAUCGCGAUAAUAAUUUAUUGAUAAUAAUUCCUCCUUAUAAGUUGUUGUUUUUUCUCCCCUUAUUUAAUGAUACUUAAGGUUACUUGUAAUAUGCUCGUUAUUACAAUAAGCAAAGUAAUACGUAUAGUCUGACUUCUUUAGGUAGCAAGUUGGUAUUUAGUCAUUUUUUUUUCGUCAAAAUAUUUUGUUGUAUAGUUUUUUUUUCUGUGAGAUUGAGUGUAGGAUUUUUUUUAUAUACUUAAAGAAAAUGUGUUUGUAAGUAUAAUAUUUUAUGUAUGUUACCACAUGUUAUGGUAAGUUUUUUUUUUUUUCUGUAGGUAACGAAGAACAAUCUAUUGAUAACAAUUGAUGGCAAUUGCUUAGCUUUAAUUUAUCAAUACGUGAACCUAAUUCUCUCGUAACUAAUGUUCCUAAGGACUAAAAAUUUUCACUCGUGUAAUUUUUCUUAAUUUCUAGUCUUAAUAGUCUACAUGUACAUAUAAAUAUUAGGUACAUUCAUUUAUCAUCAUUAUUAACUAGUCUCCACCACGUGAAACUAAUCAAGUCUAAAACAAAUUAAAGUAUCUUUAAUUUUUUUUUUUUUUAAAAAGUCAAUCUAGAACGCACAAAAUCAAGGUAAACCGAACUUUCAAUUUUUUUAAAAUUAUUUUUAAUAUUUUUAAUAUUUUUUAAUUGUAUAUAUUUUUUUCUUUAAGGAUAAUAUUUGUUACAAAAUUUACAUUAUUUGAUGUAGUUUGUAUAUUUAAUUGGUAAUUUGUACUUUGUUUUCUCGCCGUUGAUACCAAAUUGAAUAUUUUUUUUGGAAAUAUUUUGUGAUUAUUUUCUUUUUAUGUGUACUGUAAAUGUAAAAAUUAAUAAGGUGAGAUUUUUUUAAAAUAACUUAUUACAAUUGGAAUUACUCGUAUGAUAAGAUGUGCUCUAGUCGAGAUGUGCCAUAUAUUUCUCUCGCCUUUGUUGCUCAAUACAGAAUGUUAUACUGUAGUGUAGGUAACACUUUAGGGAUCGCACAAAAUUUUUACAUAGAUAAUACUCUUUGUAAUGCUGUGAAUUUUCGUUGUUAUGAUUAUAUUAUUAUUGAUCGAUUGCUCUAUUCUAUAAAUGACUGUAAUACUUAAUCGUUGUUACCGUGUUGUGGACAAUUGUACGGGUUAACGUAUAAUGUUAAAUGUCACUGUUGUGUUAAAGGUUCAUUGAUUCGGUAUCGUGUAUUUUAUAUACCUAUACCUAGACCCAUAGACAUAGACUUGUACCAAUGUACAAGUACAUGUAUGUUUGUAAUUAGGUACGUGAAUUUUCUCAUUAUCGUGGUACCUACUAUACUCAUUCAGUCUUGCCAUAAAAUUCAUAAUUUAACAUGUUUAUAAGAACUUAGGUGUUUAGUAAUUAUUACACUUUAAUGAUUUUGUUGAGAAAUUUUUUUAAUAAACUGUUACUAAGCGAA